CUUUCGCGACCACGGCGUGAAGCUCGAGCCCGGAUGCCGCAGCAGACGCCUGUCCCACGUGCGUUUCGCAGAAGACUCGAUUGUCUACGCAAACAGUCUGGGAGAGUUCACUGAGAUGCCCGACGUGCUGAACGAAGAGCUGCAGCGAAUCGGCUUGGAGCUGAACGCCAAGAAGAGCCGGAUCUUCACUUUGGAUCAGUACCUGUACGACAAUGCAUCUGAGGUGUUCGUCGACGCAGAUGGGGACUUCAUCAACGUGGUGAGGGCUAUGCUUGCAAAUCGGCUUCGUUGUGCAUGGGCCAAAUUCAAUGCGUUCAGAGCGGCCCUGACGAACAAACACGUCGACUUCGACCUCCGUGCCCGGCUGUUCGAUAGCAUCAUCACCCCGAAAGCCUUGUACGGUUUGUCGACGGCACCUCUGACAGCGAACGGCGUUGAAAAGCCUGCAAGUCCACAGCGGCAGAUGUUACGCUGCAUGGUGGGGUAUGUCAAGCUCGACACAGACGACUGGUCAGACAUGUACAAGAGGCUGAAGACAAAACUCGAAGCAACACAAGCUCGCAUGCCCAUCCGGCAAUGGGCCACGGAACUCAUCAAGAGCAAAGCCCAGUUGCAGGAGAAACUCGUUCGUUUGAGCCAGGACGCGCUGUUGAGCUUAGUCGUGGCCUGGAACCCAGGCGGCACUGCCGACGCAAAGUUGCCUGCCUAG
This is a messenger RNA of Prorocentrum cordatum, 709 nucleotides long. Lineage: Eukaryota; Dinophyceae; Prorocentrales; Prorocentraceae. The record is from the annotation of a GenBank genome assembly.